AUGGCGGCCGCCGUCGCGAUGGCAUGCAAGCGCCCGGCGCCCGACGGCGACGCCUGCUCCGCUGCUGCGCCGUGCAAGAAGCCACGGUUGCUGUUCACGAGCAUCUUCAACUACGAGAGGAUGGAGACGCUCGGGGCGGGAACAUACGGCGUCGUCUACAGGGCUCGCGACCGCCGCACCGGCGAGACGGUGGCGGUCAAGUGGGUGUGCCCACGGCGUGGCCGCGACCAUGGCCAGCCGGCCGACCUCGACGCGUUCGUGCGCGAACGCGACUGCCUUGCCGCGUGCCGCGGCUACCCGUCCGUCGUGCAGCUCAGGGACGUCGCCGCCAACCCGUCCAACUGGGACAUGUUCCUCGUCAUGGAGUUCGUCGGCACCCGCAGCCUCCGCGACCUCAUCGUCGGCCGUGCCCGUCGUCCCUUCUCCGAGGCCGAGACCCGCGCGCUGAUGCGGCAGCUUCUCGCCGGCGUCAGGACAAUGCACGCCGCCGGCAUGGCCCACCGCGACAUCAAGCCGGGCAACAUCCUCGUCGGCCCGGGCUGCGCGCUCAAGAUAUGCGAUUUCGGGAUGGCCACCACGGCGGCGCCGCCCUACGAGAGAUUCAUGGUCGGCACGCUCCACUAUAACGCGCCGGAGCAGCUCACCGGAAAGGGCCAGUACAACGCCCAGGCCGUGGACACGUGGGCGCUGGGCUGCGUGAUGGCCGAGCUCCUCACCGGCGGACCAGCGUUCACGUCAAAGACGGUGGAGGAGCACCUGCUCGAGCUGUCGGAGCUGCGGGACUACGACGUCGGGUCCAAGGACUCGCUGGCGUUCGGUGGCCUGCCAGGGCUGUCGCCGGCAGGACGCGAGGUGCUCGCUGGACUGCUGGCCUUCUACGACGACAAGCGGAUGACGGCGGAGGCGGCGCUGGAGCACCGGUGGUUCACGGGGGAGGACGAUGUCAGGGACGAGCAUGCCGGUGACGAGCUACAGGACAACACGAUGACAAGCCAACGCCCGCGCAGGAUUCAGACACCAAAAUUCACCACAUACUCUCUUGAUUGGGCUGUAGAAUUACCAGGACGGCCGCGCUAUCUGACCAAGCAGACCAUGAAGAUCAUGGAGCAAGGGGAUAAACUUGAUCUCCUGCUCAAGAGGGAGGAUGAAGCGAAGCAGAAGCGAUUGGAUUCAGAGGCCCAGAAUCGUGCUGAAAUCCAGUCGAUCGAGAGAGCGAUCGAGUCCAGAUUACCUGAGAUCGAGAAACGGGUGGAAGGGCUGAAUUACGCGGUGAUCGGGCUACAAGCCAAGGUUGAAGGGUUGGAAAAACUUGCCACUGACUUCGCAAAGAAUCCUCUAGAGUGGUAA
Oryza brachyantha (malo sina) is the source of this 1347-nucleotide messenger RNA. RefSeq names its product putative cyclin-dependent kinase F-2. Gene Ontology annotation, cellular component: nucleus. Gene Ontology annotation, molecular function: cyclin-dependent protein serine/threonine kinase activity; ATP binding. Bases 1 to 1347 code for a protein of 448 amino acids. The record is from RefSeq and is a predicted model, not a curated record. Gene Ontology annotation, biological process: protein phosphorylation; regulation of mitotic cell cycle. Lineage: Eukaryota; Viridiplantae; Streptophyta; Magnoliopsida; Poales; Poaceae. The transcript is spliced from 3 exons.